UUAGUCCAAUUUCUCUUCCAGUGCUGCAAAAUGCAUUAGUUCCUAUGGGGAAGUGUUGGGAAAUACAGUGCGAAAAAAACGUAAAACAAAAGAAAAUUUAGGAAAAUUUACGGCAGGAUUUUCCGUUUGCAGCGACCAGGAGACGAAACGUCGGUCCUCCCUGCAGCUGUCCAAAGCGAGUCACAACGGAGAAGCGCCAGUUGGAGGAGUAACACGGCAACGAAACCGCUGGAUAGUCCGACACAGCUUUCCCCUUUUGGAAAAAGCAAGCCCCUUGGAGUGUGAUUCUCCCCGAUUUUGUUGCUGCUCUCACACGCCCCCACUACGCCGCCCACGACCCCCCCCUGGCCGGGUACGGUGGUCAGGCUUAAUCAGCAAAAAAACACCCAAGACCCGAAAAUAAAAUAAAACGGAGCGGUACAAAGAGGGAAACGGGUAGAGGAGGGGCUGAGCCUGUGAGUAAGCGGAAACGGAAGCCUCUGCGGGAGCGGCGGCUUCGGCGGAAGCGGCAAAGAGAUGCAGUAUAGGCCACCAUGGGUUCGCAGACCUUGGAGAUACUGCGCCAGGGCGUGUGGGCCUCGCUGACCGGCGGCUACUUCUACGAUCCGCACCAGGGCGUCUUCUGCAACGUGGUGCACCUGUACCUCUGGCUCUACCUGCUCUGCUCGCCCUUUGUGGCCUACCUGUACUUUCCCAGCACAUGGCUAACAUGGUGCCUGUACUGCAUGCUCACCAGCCUUACCAUUCUAAUGGUAAAGCUGGCCAAUCUGGCACUGCAUCGGCUUUACGACCGGGCGCAGACCAUGUCCGAGGUCAAUCUGAAGGGGCAGUUCUUCAAGGUCACCAAGGAGACGGAGCCCCGACACGAUGACGAGGGAGGAAUCGAGAUGAAGGUCAUCCGCCCGGGUGGAUCACGCAUCUCCGUGGAGCAGGCCAUCAAUGAGGCCAGCGAGGAGAACAGCAUCAUGUCCAUUGACAAUGUGAACAGCAUUAUUGAUCUCAAGGUCGAUGUGCAUCGUAAAAAUAGUUCCGAGUCCAUCGAGCUCAUGUUCUACGCCCCCUCCAUGCUUUCCGGUGGCAGCCAGCAGGAUCAGCAAUCGCUGGCCGGCUCUGCCAGCGUCAGCAAGUCAAUACGCAGCGGUGGAGGAGCUGGAGCGGGAGCGGGGGCGGCAGGGGCCACGAGUGCUGCCGCCCAGGCGGAUCUCUUCAAUAAGUACCUAACAGUCUACCCGGAAGUGGUGGAGGCUGCCGGCAGCAGUGCUGGCAGUGCCGACGGCGGCAGCAGUGGCGGUGACAGUCGUUCCGGAGCACCGGCAGUCGGUAUACCAGCAGCCGGAGGAGUGGCACCCGUUCGCACUGGUCACUUGUCGCGAAAGUGCUCCGAGGUCUUCAGUCGGCGACAUCGACGGCGGCUAGAGCGCCAGAGCAGUCUGGACACGGCGGCGGCGUCGGCCAACUCGGCCGGAGAGCACAAGCUAAUGCGGAAUCAGUCGGACACGAUGGCGGCACCCUCGUUCCUGCACUCUCAGCCGGCAAAUAAGGCGCGCGGCCAGGCCAAUCCCCGCCAGCACUUUAUAGCCAGCACCCCGGGCACGGGGGGAGGAGAUGCUGCGCCGUCCUCCUCCUCAACGGGAGCCGCGGUGGUAGUGAUUGCUCCUGCCUCGAAUUCCUCCGCCAAUCCAGGGCGGUCCUCGCGCCUGCAGCGCCACCGGAGCUCAGAGACGCACGACGAGAGGUUGAAGCACCAAAACCGUGGACUGGGCCGGCCAGUUCUGCUACAUCCCCAGGAGAUUGCGGCCAGCAGUAUAGGAGCUCUGGCCGCGAUUGGCGGUGGCGGCGGAAGCGGCAGCAGUGGCGGCAACGACGUAGAAGACAUGGAGCUGGGUCUGGCCAGGAAUGCGGGAAGCAGCGGUGUGGCUUUGCAGUCCUGGAUAUUAGACUCUUCAUCGGAUGUGUACCUGGAAGACGAUAGCUACACCAAAUCGGAUCUGGGCAUUGAGCAGCCGCAUCAGCCGGCAUCGUUCCGUGGCCAGCAUCACCAUCAUCACCACCACCACCACCACCUGCACCACCAUUUGGGCGGAGCCAUUAUCCGCAAGGAUCCCACCAGCACCAUGUCUGCGCUUCAGCUGGCGGGGGGGGCUCUGCCGGCAACGAGUGGAGGAGGAGCCGGCGGCGGGGUGGGUGGAGCGGCAGGAGGAGGUGGCUCUGCUGCCGGAAUGAAGCGACGCAGACAUUCCAAUGCCACCAGCUUUCACAAACAAGGUUCCAAAUCAACAUUCAUCAGCGGCGUAGCGACGGGAGGAGGCUCUGCUGGAGCGGCGCCAGGUGGAGGUGCUGCAGGCGGAGGCAGCAAUGAGUCUGGCGGAGUGAGGCGCAUCAAGAGCGCAGCUCUGGAGGUUCUGUGCCCGCAGCCCUCGGUCUCCAACCUCAGCCCGCAUCCGAACAGCGUGGAGGCCAUUUCCGGACAACAACAGAUGCGGAAUCCCCUGCCACCGCCCAGCAAGUGUCUGGUGAGGAAUAAGCACCUAAGUCUCUAUCCCUCCCAGGGCUAUGGGGACGGGAAUGCGCCUCCAGCCGCAUCAGGAGCAGCACCAGCCACGGCAGCGCCGCCGGCGGCACCGGGAGGAGCACCUGCCGGCGGUAGCACCAACAGCAGCCUGUUCUUUGGCAGUUCCAGUGCCUGUGGCUCCACCACGGCACUCAUCGAGCCACCCGUGUAUCCUAUUGUGGAGCAUUCCGACGAGAAGACUGCGCACGAGGAGCCGGAGCAGAGCGGCCUGGACCAGGGCAACGCCGACGACGACGACGAGGUGGACGAUGUGCCCAUCCGUCGACGGACACGGGCCCUUGGCUGCAGUCAGACCCACCACAGCGCCGAGUCGGACGUGGGCGGCAUCCUGGCCGACGACGACGACGUGUUCAAGGACUUCGACGACAACAUGGACUACAUAUUCAACGAACUCAAGCAGACGCACCGGCAGCUGGACGAGGAUCUGAGGGCCUGCGAUCUGCACCAGAACCACCCCCAUCACCAUUCCCACCACCUGCACAAAAUGUCGGAGGCGAUCCCGGCCGGAUCAGUUGCUGCCGGGGGCCUGGAAGACGACGACGAGGAGACGGAGGACAACAAUACGGGUUCCAGGUCGCCGCUGCUCAGCGAUCGCAACCGUCAGCCAGCUACGCUGCGCGAGAUUCAGGCCGACAAGCAGCUCCGCCAGGAACUGACGCACCACCAGCAGCAGGAGCAGCAACCUCAGCAGUCCGGCGCCAAUCCUGGAUCCAUCCAACCGCCACCACCUCCGCCGGCACCCAUUCGCAGCGAGGCGGACUCCGGCUGUCCGUCCAGCGACUGCGAGCAGGUCAGUGCCAGCUCCAAGGAUCAGCUGCUGGCGGGAAUGGAGCCGGAGCAGCAGCGCUCCCUGGCGCAACUGGAUGAGGAGCAGCCCUGUACCUCCAAGAUGGCCGCCAAGAGUCUGGGAGCCAUUCCCAAGGUGGUCAAGUACCGAGAAGUGGAUGAACUGAGGCGGCGACGACGCGGUGGCUCGCCAGCGGAUGCUGGUGGGGAUUCCUGCGGCAAUGAGUUCGCCCUGGUGAAGCAGCAGUCGAAGCUGGCCUCCCGCAACUCCUCCUCCUCGAACUCCACGCACAGUGUCAGCCUGACGGACAGCCUCACGGCGGACAUCCACAAGAUGCUCUGGCUAAUGCACGGCGGAGCUGUGGACGAGCGCGGCAGACCCAUAGCCGGUAUAUCGGCGGACGGAACACCCAUUCCGGCGAGCAGCAGCCUGGUGCCGCCAAACAUGUCCAGCGCCCACUUCCAGUUCUACCAGGACGCCAUCCAGGCGCUACAGGGAGCCCACUUCACAGCCGGCGGCCUCAGUGUGGAGCACAUGAACAACAUCGAGCGGGCGCUGGCCCGGGAUAAGUUGCGGCUGGACGCCAAGAUCAUGUGCGAGCAGCUGGCGGCGGCAGCAGAGGCCAACUCCGGGAGCCGUGGAGGAAGUGCCAACACACCGCUGCAGACGCAGCAGCAGGUGGGCAUGUUGAUGGGCGGCUCCCGGGCAGCCUUCUCGGUCCAGGGACUUCUUAACCAAAUCCGCAGCGAGCGGCAGGUGCAACGCAACCUGGACGCAGUGCAGCAGCUGAGAGUGGCGGUCGCGGCGGUGGCGGCCAAUGCCAGUGAGGCGGAGUCCGGAUCGGCGUCGGGCCUGGGCAUCGGAGGGCCUGGCGGCGGAGGCUCCAGUGGCGGUGGUGGCGGAGGAGUUCUCAGUGCCCUGGGACUGGCCAAUCACCCCAGCAACCAGAUCAGCCAAAUCAGCCAGUUCCCCAACCUCAGUCAGUUCCCUCAUCUCAGCCAGCCAAUCCCGAAUGUGGACGGACACCUUGCCCCGUACUGCGACUACUGGCGGCCGGCGUGCCUCCUGUCAGCGGCGGAGAAGCCGGCAGCGCCCAAGAGCUUCUACAAGUACCGGUUCAAGUGGUGCGGGCAGGAGCACGAGUUCAAGAUCGCCAUGGACCGGCUGGAGCUGCUGGCCCUGUUCGACAGGGAUCUACACUGGAUGCACGUGCUCCUGGCCAGUCUGCUGUGCACGCUGGUGGCCUGUCUGGGUGCGGCGAUCCUGCAACACGACUACUACAAGGAUCUGUGCGCCCUGCUCUUCUGCGCGGUGAUUGCCGGUGCCCAGUACUCGCUGGUGAAGAGUGUCCAGCCGGAUGCAGCCUCUCCAGUGCAUGGCUUCAACAAGACGGUGGCCUAUUCCCGGGCCAUAUACUUCUGCUUGGGCGGCGGCCUGCUGUUGCUGCUGAAGCGCCUGGACACGGACUACGCGGAGCGCCCGCCAGACCCUGUUGUGUUCUUCGGGAUGCGCUACUCACCGGCCGACGUAGUGGCCCUGCUCCUCCAGGCCCUUUACGUUCUCCUACUCUGCUUUCCGGUCAUCUUCUCGGUGGGCCUGUGUCCGCAGAUCAACACGUUCCUCAUGUAUCUCCUGGAGCAGAUCGACAUGCACGUCUUUGGCGGCAAUGCGGCCAGCAGUUUGUUGGGCUCCUUUCUCUGCGUCGUGCGCUCGGUGCUGGCGGUGAUGCUGCUCUACGGACCUCUUUACGGAGCACUGGACGAGCAGCGGGGCACUCAGUACAUCCUGUUCUCCAUUUUCUGCGCCAUGCUGGUGCCGCUGGGAUACCACCUGUCGCGCUGCGCCAGCGACUUCAGCCACCUGUGGCGGCUGAUCAAGACGUGCAUCGUGAGCACCUACCGGGACGACGAGGAGGAGGAGCUCAGCCACGUGGCGGCUGUGACGGGUCCUGCCCUCCAGCUGGCAACCAGCACUCCGAAGCAGCGAAGGGUGCCCGACCCGAAGGCGGAGCAGGAGCAGAUCGAGCUCAGCUCGCUGGAGAAGCUGGCCAUCAACGAGGAGCAGCCGGAGCAGGCGGAGGAGCCGGCCCUGGAGCUGGAGCAGGACCAGGUGCUGGAGCAGAAGCCGCACAGCAAGUCGAAGGCCUCCUCGCUGGGCAGCAGCCAGCAGACUCUGGCCAAGACCACCAGCAGCAGCAAGCGAGCCAUCACCGCCUCCAGUUCGUAUGCCUCGAUUGGAGGAGCUGCCGGCGAAGCCAACUCAGAGCAGGCAGUGGCACCGGGAGAGGUGUCGGCGGAAGGAGAAGACCAGCCACCCGGAGAGGAGACCACCAAGCGGGAGCUGGCCGAGGUCUACGACCUGGCAGCCAAGGAAGCCGAGGAGGCGGAGGACAAGAUCUCCAGCUCAUCGGCCACGAAUCCCGGGGACAUAUCCACGCUGACAGCUGGAGCCGGCACAGCCACUACAGAUGCCACACCAGCCUGCCUGGAACCAGAUCCCGACGUGGAGGGUGAGAUAAUCGGAGCCGAGGAGAAGCAUCCGCCGCCAGCUGCGCCAGGAACCGGAAACGGAACCACAGAGCCCAGCGAGAACACCAAUAGCGGCAAUGCUGGGGUCCAUGCCGGCAAUCCCAACGCUAGCGCCACUGGCAACGAUCUGCCCGAUCCUCUGCCGCGGAAACUCCAAGCGACGGUGACCACGCGGCUGAAAAACGACCUGGUAGUGAUGACGCUGCUGGCCGUCAGUGUGCUGGGACUCCAUUGCAGCACGGUGUUCACGGCCCUCCAGCCGGAUCUCAACGUGGUGCUCUACUGCUUCAUCGGGGUGCUGGGACUACUGCUGCACUACGCCGUGCCCCAGAUGCGGAAGCACAUGCCCUGGCUGUGCUUCUCCCGGCCACUGCUCCAGCAGCGGGAAUUCGGGCAGUACGAGGUCCAGACUGCUCCGCAGAUCAUGUGGUUCGAGAAGCUGUACAUUUACCUCAGUGUCCUGGAGCGGAAUGUCCUGUUCCCGCUGCUGGCCAUCUCCUCGCUGACGGCCGACUCCCAGCUGAUUGUGGCCAAGUUCGGCCUGCCCUGGGGCACCCUCAUCGUGGCCAUCUGCGCCCUCAAGUUUGUGAGGAACGCCUACUCGGAUCCCACGAACCAGUACCUGAUAAUCAUCUUCACCGUGCUCCUGUUCCGCAUCGACUUCUCCAUGGCCACGGAGACCUUCAUCAUCGACUACUUCUUUGUCUCUCUAGCCUUCCGCAAGUGCUGUGACUUCCUGCUGAAGCUCCAAUUCAUCGUCACCUACAUCGCCCCCUGGCAGAUCACCUGGGGCUCCGCCUUCCACGCCUUCGCCCAGCCAUUCAGUGUGCCCCACUCGGCCAUGCUGUUCCUGCAGGCCGGCAUCUCCGCGCUGCUCUCCACGCCGCUGAACCCCUUCCUCGGCAGCGCCAUAUUCCUCACCUCGUACGUGCGGCCCAUCAAGUUCUGGGAGCGGGACUACAACACUCGCCGCAUAGAUCACUCCAACACGCGGCUCAGUUCCCAGUUGGAGCGGGACCUGGGUGCGGACGACAACAAUCUGAAUAGCAUUUUCUACGAGCACCUCACCCGGUCCCUGCAGCAUUCCCUGUGCGGCGACCUGCUCAUGGGGCGCUGGGGCAAUGUCAACCAGGGCGAUUGCUUCGUGCUCGCCUCCGACGAUCUCAACUGCCUGGUGCACAUCAUCGAACUGGGCAACGGCCUGUGCACCUUCCAGAUGCGUGGCCUCGAGUUCCGUGGCACCUACUGCCAGCAGCGCGAGGUGGAGGCCAUCACCGAGGACGUGGAGGACAACGACGGCUGCUGCUGUUGCGAUCCCGGCCACUUGCCAAGUCUGCUCAGCGCCAACGCCAUGUUCUCCACCCGAUGGCUGGCCUGGCAGGUGGUGGCCGCCCAGUACGUCAUCGAGGGCUACUCCAUCUCGGACAACCUGGCCAGUGCCACGCUGCAGGUGUUCGAGUACCGCAAGGUCCUCAUCACCUACUACAUCAAGAGCAUCAUCUACUACGUGGUGAAGAAUCCCAAGCUGGAGCAGUGGCUGUCGUCCGGCCCCAUCCAGGAAGCCCUGCAGCACACCCUGGGCAGGCAGUUCGUCGACCUGGAUCCCAUUUUCAACUUCAACCUGGACGAGGACUUUGAUUUCCGGGCCGUGGGCAUAACUCGGGCCAGCUUCUGCUACGUCUACCUCAAGUGGAUCAACUACUGCGUGGAUAUGCGUCGGGAUGUGGCUGGAACAGGAGUUCCCCAUCCAGGGGUUCCCCAGAGUGGCGCCUCGUCGGCACCGGCCACGGCAGCAGCAACGGCAGCUCCGCCUCCGCCAGUGACCCCAGCUCACAAUGAUUCCAAGAGCACCCCGAAUCUGUCGGCCCACGGCAGCUCCUCGGGCCAGCCUGCCGGCCAGUCCAAGUCGCAGUCGCAGCAGCAGUUGCGUCGACCUCAGAGGACUGUGAACCAGGAAGGAUCCGGUGUCGGAGGAGGAGCUGGCGGCAGCAACGGCGGGCCUGGCGUGGGCGUCAGUGGAGGAGGAGCCAGCGCGGGAGGCGCUGCGGGAGCGAACUCCGGAGGCGGCGAGGCCCAGAUGAGCAGUUCCCACAGCUUCGCCAACAUCUCACGCCAGACCUCGGAGAGUGCGCCCGGCCUGGGCGGCUAUGUGACCUACAUGGACCAGAAUGUGUUCGUGAAGCUGGCCAAGAGCAGCACCACCACCACCGCUACUUCGGCCGGAGCUGGAGCAACGUCCGGAAUAAAUCGGCAGCGCGAGAACCUCCAGGAGAAGCCCACCCUGCGCCUCAAGCUGGCCAGCGUGGGCAAGGAUGCGCCCCUGGUCUCGCUUUGCCUGGCAUUGGCGCUCCUGGCCCGGCGCUCCCUGGCCACCGCCUCGCACAGUUCCCUCACCGGCGUGGAGUUCUUCCUGCACGGGCUGCAUGCCCUUUUCAAGGGCGACUUCCGGAUCACCUCUCCCCGCGACGAGUGGGUCUUCGCGGACAUGGAACUGCUGCACUCGGUGGUGGCGCCGGCUGUUAAGAUGGCCCUCAAGUUGCAGCAGGACCACAUAACCAAUCCGGACGAGUUCCUCGACCCGCACGCCCUGUACGAGGCCAUCGACAACUGUUCCAAGGAGCUGGUCAUCUCCCACGAGGCGGAUCCAGUGUGGCGCAGUGCCGUGCUGCGCGGAGCUCCCAAUCUUCUGGCCCUGCGCCACGUCAUGGAGGAUGGAUCGGACGAAUACCGCAUCAUCCGUCUGACCAAGCGCUUCCUCAGCUUCCGGGUCAUCAAGCUGAACCGGGAGUGCGUCCGGGGACUGUGGGCUGGGCAGCAGCAGGAGCUGAUCUACCUGCGCAACCGGAACCCAGAGCGGGGAAGCAUCCAGAACGCCAAGCAGGCGCUGCGUAACAUCAUCAACUCCAGCUGCGAUCAACCGAUCGGCUAUCCCAUCUACGUGUCGCCCCUGACGACCUCGUACGCGGACACCAACGCCCAGCUCUGCCAGGUGAUCGGUGGGGCCAUCACGCUGGACACCAUCAGGAACACUGUGCUCGGGUGGUGGCACCGCAUCCGGGAGCGUUGCCGGCAGGGCUGCAGCUCCGGCUCGGCGCUGGAACACCCGCCGGGACUGGGGCCCGUCCAACUGGGUGCCUGUAACUUCGGCAGUGGAGGAAGCGUCGUCGGCGCCGGAUCCACGGCGACUGGAGUGGGCGCCUCGGCGGGAUCGGGACUGGGCGUGGCGGCGGCACCAGGGACGGCCAGCAGCACGGGCGGCGAGUCCGGGGAUCUGGCUCCGGUAUUUAUAUCAGCUCCACUCUACAACACUCUCACCGUAAACAGUUACUACAGCGUCCGCUCCGGCAAUGUGCCCGGCGGAGCCAUUCCGGCCAACCUGGGCGGUAACUAUGUGAGCGACAGCCUGGCGGUGGUCCGCGGCGGUCUGGCGGUGAUGCCGGUGAAGCCCACGUCCACCACGCUGAUAGCCGGGCUGCUGAACAGGGAGCGGGAUCAGGAGUCCUCUUCCAUCUCGGGCAUCUCGGCGGCAGGAGGAACAAGCGGAGCCGGCAUUGGCAUGGGCGUGGCUGGAGGUAUGGGUCCGACCAGGGCCACCAGCAGCAGCGGUGUGCGAAGUCGGAGCCAGCAGGUGCCGCUGGGGCAGUUGGGCAGCAACCGAGGACGGGAUCACGAGCGGCGAGCCACGCUGCCGAUAGCCAGUGGCGGAGCGGGUGGCGGCGAUGCCGGCAAGGAGCUGGUGGCGCCACAGUCCCAGACCGAAAACGAGCCCAGUCCGCGCAGCAACAAGCUCUCCAGCUCGUCCGGCAGCCUGGGCCUGGGCAUGGGCGUGAGCAUCGGGAACAUCAUCACCACACCGGGCGACUAUCCGCGGAAGACCAAGGGACCCAUUUGCCUGACCACCGAGGCGGGCAUCAGCAUAGGAACGGCCGGAGGAGGUGGAGGAUCCGUGGCCAGCAGUGUCAGCAGGAAGCCGCGCAUCGAGAUCCUCAAGAAGGUCAUCAUAGUGGACGAUACAGGGAUCUACGACUGCCUGGACAUCAUCGACGCCGUGGUCUGGCCCAGCGAAAGGAUGCGGAACAAUGGCGGCCGGCUGUCGUGGAAGGACUGGGAACCGAGUGCCGGAAUGGUGGGUAACGUGGUCCACUGCUGGACGCCGAAUCACAAGGACAAGCGCUUCCGCUCCCACGUCAAUCGCUGUGUCUACCUCGUCGAGAUCGGGGAGCGCUAUGUGCCGGUCGAGGAGCUGGGCCUGCGGGAGUACAACCAGAUCAUGGGCAGCAACGAGGAUCUGGCCAAUGCGCGCCUCAGCAGCAUCCAGCGCAACUUCCACGAGUACAACAAGUCGCUGAAUCUACCAGAACCCUCGAAAGUCCAUCACCACAAGGCCAAGAUCCGGGCGGUGAGCAGCAGCAGUUCCGAGGAUGACGACAAGGAUGGAGCGGACACGGCUGACUUGCCACUGCCCUCCCUGGACCUGAUGAACUUCAACACGCUGGUGAGCAUGUGGAAGGUGAUAGCGGACAAGAACAAGCGGGGCUACGGCGGCGGGGAGUUCAAUGAGCUGGCGCCGGAGCUGCUCCAGAAGCUGGAUGAGGCGGCCACAGCGCAGAUUCAGGCCAACGCGAAGGAGGCGGAAGCUGCAAAGGAGGCGGCAGCUGCUAGGGAAGUGGAGGCUGAAGAUGACGAUGCGGCCAAGAAGGAUGAGCCGGACAAGAAGGAGGAACCACAGCAGGAGUCAGUCCAGGAUGCGGAGAACGAAGAAGAAAAAGCGGAUGAAACUGAAACGGAAACCGAAGUGGAAACAGAAACGGAGAGCAAGAAUGAAGGCCAGGACGAGGAGGCGUUGGAGGAGGUCACAGUUACCAGUCCCGAGGAGCAGCCAGCCACGCCUCCGCCCAGUCCGGUGGCCAUGGAGCACAGUACCACCUCGAACUCCACCACCAGCUCGCCCUCCCUGAGCCACAAGGAGGAGCUGGCGGAAGAUGAUGAAGAAGACGAGCCGGAAGUUGAUAAGCCAGAGACGGAAAACGCUCCGGAGAAGGAAGACGACGAGACUGGGACGACGGUUUAAGGACAAAGGAAAGAUGAUCCCGGAGAAAGGACUUGCAUUUUUCGUGUCUGCCAAGCAGACGCCGACGUUAGGCACACCCCGACGGCAGAAGGACACCACCUUGUUUUUAAAAUACAUAUCAGCAAAGGGCAGAUAGGAUGGACUCUGCUCCGGGCUUCCCGUACUACAGGAUGCAUUGUGUGUCCUUUUGCCAGGGCUAAGUGGGUGUUUCAGUCAAAAGACAACAAAACAAACAAAACAAAACAAAACAAAACAAUUGCAACAAACAACAAAUGAGAACACUUCCAAGAAAUCAAAGUAAUGUUUAUAAAACGACUGCGUUUAGUGUAUGCCUAGGGAAUAGGACGAAAAAAAAAAAACUACUAUAAUUCAAAAAAGGAUUAAAAAAAAAAAAACAAAAAUAUAUAUUACAUUUUUAGUAUUAAUGAAACAAGUUAUAGAUCAUACUCAAUAUAUAGGACAAAAACAAAAAACAAAAAAGAGAGCGCAAAUCGUGGAGAGGUUAAGGAGUAUAUAUAUUAAAAAUAUUUAACUAAUUGUUGUAACUUGCGAUGAAAGCGUGUAAAAUAGGAAAGCGGAAAGCGGAAAACCAAAAUGCUUCUCAACAUUACCUAUUUUGUUCUUUUCCUCCUGCUAGCCAAUAGUUGCUAGGACUUGUAAGCGAACCUAAACAAAGAAUUUAUACAACUCUAUAUAUGAUACAUAAACUAAAAACAAACAAACAAACAAACAAAACAUAUAUGCAUAAAUGUGUAAACACUAAUAAUAGACUUAAAGUUAGUUUAACGUUUAAAAUUUCGAGUUAAAGCCCCCAUACAUACCAAAAUUGAUUGUUAAAGUCCCAUGCCCUUGGCUCCCAAUAAGGAUAAUCCAGCAAUUAAUGAAUUAAAAACUAUACCUAAAGGA
Messenger RNA from Drosophila ananassae, 11864 nucleotides. RefSeq names its product protein pecanex (gene pcx). Gene Ontology annotation, biological process: endoplasmic reticulum organization. The record is from RefSeq and is a predicted model, not a curated record. Lineage: Eukaryota; Metazoa; Arthropoda; Insecta; Diptera; Drosophilidae. Gene Ontology annotation, cellular component: membrane; endoplasmic reticulum. The coding region runs from base 534 to 10958 and encodes 3474 amino acids. The transcript is spliced from 10 exons.